UACUUAACACAAAUCACUGAGAAAGCAAUCUUACCAGUUACCAAGCCAGUCCCUCAGUCUGUUGAUUACUUGAUAUAAGCACCAUGCCAUGGUCUGCAGUCAAAUCAAAGGGAGGGUCUAUGAAACGUAACCAGGAACCAAAAACCACCUCCUUCAAUCUUCUUCUACUUUAAUUUUGAAUAUCUCUCGAAUACCCUCACACACUACCUUUUCCUUCUAUAAUUCCCAAGAAACCUAAACUCACUUUCUCCUAUAAUCAUAAACAAACAAAACCCUCUUCCUUUUUCAACCCCAUCCCCAUCUCUUUCUCCACCACCCAAAUCAUUUCAUUUCAUUUCACCCUUUUUCUCUUCUCUCACACAACCCUUCACCUUUCCCUUGACCCUUUAUUUCUUCUAAACAUAAAAAUGCAAUCAUUCACUUCCAUUCUCACUUUCUUCUCUUCACCACUUCUCUUCCUCCUGCUACUCCUGCUCCUACCACCACCACACUUUUCACAUGCCGGUUUACUCUCCCAACCGGUCGAACCAGGCGACUACCCUUCCCCCAACACAGUCCCCGCAUUCCCGGUCCAAACCCAAGCUCAAACCUGCCGCCUCGACCUCUCCGACGAGCUCUUCGGCGGCGUCAAAGCCGCCUGCGGGAAGAAUCUCGACCGAAGCCGCUGCUGCCCCGUCCUCGCAGCAUGGCUGUUCGCCGCACACGCACGCUCAGCUCUAGAAAUCACCGCCGACGCUCCAGCGCCGGCGGCCUCCGGCGACCUCCCGAUGAUGCCAGACGACUCACAGAAAUGCGUUAACUCGCUGCAAGACUCGCUUCUCAGCCGCAACAUCCGGAUCCCUCAGCCCAACGCUACAUGCGACGCGAUUCUCUGCUUCUGCGGCAUCCGGCUCCACCAGAUUAGCUCGCUAUCUUGCCCUGCCGCGUUUAACGUUUCCACCACCCACCGGAACGCCACCCCAACCGCCGCCGUUCACAACCUGGAAAAAAACUGUCGUAAUGCUUCCUACGCUGGUUGCACCAAAUGCCUCAGUGCCCUACAAAAGGUGAAGGGUUUUAAGAAUGAGACUAGGGUGAAAGGAGGGAGUGAUAGAGCGAAGAAGAUGUUCAGCCGUGAUUGCCAGCUGAUGGGUCUGACGUGGUUGCUAGCGAAGAACAAAACGGCGUACAUACCCACCGUUUCGGCGGUGCUGCGUGCAAUGAUGUACAGUGCGCACCCGCAUGAGUCCAAGUGUAGUCCUGACCAAGAGAACAUGCCGCUAGCCGUUGAUUCUCUUCAGUUCGAGAGUGGCAUUGCGACAUCGUGGCCGUCCAAUUUUUGGGUUACGCUUUUGCCCUUAAUCAUUCUGCUAUCUCUUGUUUGAAAAAGGGUCCGGUUCAGUUGAAUUGGUAGCUUCCCACUCUCUCUCUGUAUCUUUUUCUUCUCAGUGUCCUUUUUCUUGGACGUUUUUGUCACGGGAAGUUAAGCUACCAGACAAAAUCAGCAAUCGGGGAUAGGAUAUGCAUAUGCAUAUGUUUCUAAAUUCUAACCCUUUUAGUUUUUAUUUUUUGGUGAUGUAAAUUUCAGAUCAUGAAUUAAACUAUUAAUCUCUAUUUACUCUCAUUUUACAUAGAAGGAAAAAAAGCAUUUUCCGAGUUUCUAACA
This is a messenger RNA of Lotus japonicus, 1645 nucleotides long. RefSeq lists its product as uncharacterized. Lineage: Eukaryota; Viridiplantae; Streptophyta; Magnoliopsida; Fabales; Fabaceae. The coding region runs from base 408 to 1364 and encodes 318 amino acids. The transcript is spliced from 2 exons. The record is from RefSeq and is a predicted model, not a curated record.